Molecule: messenger RNA, 1929 nt
Organism: Clunio marinus
Lineage: Eukaryota; Metazoa; Arthropoda; Insecta; Diptera; Chironomidae
Source: the annotation of a GenBank genome assembly
CAUACAAAUGUGCUAAAACAAUCGAACGGAAUAAAAUCCGCAGUGAAGAAAAAAAUUGAAAUUGUUGAAAAAAAACGUAAUUAAUGUUAUGAAAUUGUCUAAAUAAGUAAUAAGACUAUCAACAUCAUAUAGUGAAAUUGAAAUCACAACAAAUUAAGUCACAAUGUCAAGUUUAAGGUUUUGUGGAGCGUUAUUAGCGAAAAAUACGAUUCUUUCACAAUCAAAGAUCGUCCCAAUGACAGUACCAAUUGGGUUCAAAGUUCGAGACGCUUCUAAAUCAACAUUUAGACAAGAACACUACAGAGGUUUUAAGAACUUUGGACACAAACCUACUCCAGUGCCAGGUGUUACAAAAGCUUUUCAUUUUUUCAUUGGAUUUUCUUUGUUUUUAUGCCUUCUUGACUGGAAAGGGCUUCUUGGCUACGAAGCAGGCGAAAACUUUUUCUCUAUGCCAAGAGUUGAUUGUGAAGCAAAAAUUAAGCCUGAAAAGGAAAAAUUAGAUAAAGCCGAAGAUGCUAAAGAUAUUAAAGAUUCUUCUGAAGAUGAAAGUAGCUCAGAUAGUGAAAGUGAAACAUCUGGUGAAGAACCAAAGAAGAAACGCGUUAAAGAAAAAGUCGGAUUUAGAGAUAGAAAGAUCAUAGAUUACGAGAAUCGACUGAGGGCUUAUAGUACUCCAGAUAAAAUAUUUCGCUAUUUUGCAACUGUAAAAAUAAUUUACUACGAUUCUACACACGUCUACAUGACGCCCGAUGACUUUCUUAGAGCUAUUACACCGGGUUUAGGGCCUGCACCAAAUGGUCUUGGAUUGGAUCAGUACAAGAAGUACGACCCGAAGAAUGUUUCGCAACGACUCGAUCUGAAAUUGGAAGAAGACAGCAUUUUUUAUAAACUCGGCAGUUAUGGUCUGAUUUCGUUUUCUGAUUACAUUUUCUUGCUGACAGUUUUAUCGACUUCACGUCGUCAUUUUGAAAUUGCGUUUAAAAUGUUUGACCUUAACGGUGAUGGCGAUGUUGAUAGCAGUGAAUUUGAAGAAGUCGCUAAUCUCAUUAGGCAGCAAACUUCAAUUGGUUCAAGACAUCGAGAUCAUGCCAAUACUGGAAAUACUUUCAAGGGUGUCAACUCAGCUCUCAGCUGUUAUUUCUUUGGAACAAAACUUGAUCAGAAACUAAAAAUUGAAAAGUUUCUUGACUUUCAACAUCAGUUACAGCGUGAGAUUUUAACACUCGAAUUUCAAAGAAAAAACCCGGAUGAUAAUGGAAAUAUUUCGGAAGCCGAUUUUGCGGAACUUCUUCUAGCUUAUGCUGGUUAUCCGCCUAAGAAAAAGGUCAAAAAGAUUAAGCGAGUUAAGAAACGAUUCAGAGAUCAUGGAACGGGAAUCUCGAAAGAAGAUUAUCUGAAUUUCUUUCAUUUUCUGAACAACAUAAAUGAUGUUGACACCGCAUUAACUUUUUAUCAUAUUGCCGGCGCAUCAAUCGAUCAACUCACCUUAAAACAUGUUGCAAAGACCGUUGCUCUUGUUGACCUUUCGGACCAUGUCAUCGAUGUUGUGUUUACAAUUUUUGAUGAAAAUAUGGAUGGUCAGUUGAGUAACCGAGAGUUUGUUGCGGUGAUGAAGAAUCGGUUGUUGCGAGGCCUUGAAAAGCCAAAGGAUACGGGAUUUGUGAAGUUCAUGCAUUCGAUUCUGAAAUGUGCAAAAGAAACGAAGCCCGUUCUUCUUGAUGUUCUUUAAAGAAGCUUUUCAAAUUAUUAUUUUAAGAUUCAUCACUUGGCAUUUUUUCCUUUUUAUUUAUUUAUCUUUCUAAAAUUUUCAUCCUAAAAAUGUGUUAUGCUUUGUCUUGUUGAUAUUUUGUUGACUGUAUUAACUGUUUAGAAAGUUUUUAUUAAUAAAGAGUAAAAAAGGAAAAAUUUCAUCGAAUCAAAAACUCAAAA